This is a messenger RNA of Saprolegnia diclina VS20, 612 nucleotides long. RefSeq names its product phosphopantothenoylcysteine decarboxylase. Bases 1 to 612 code for a protein of 203 amino acids. NCBI's taxonomy places the organism in Eukaryota, Oomycota, Saprolegniomycetes, Saprolegniales, Saprolegniaceae. The transcript has 5 exons. Gene Ontology annotation, biological process: coenzyme A biosynthetic process. Gene Ontology annotation, molecular function: FMN binding; phosphopantothenoylcysteine decarboxylase activity. Gene Ontology annotation, cellular component: phosphopantothenoylcysteine decarboxylase complex. The record is from RefSeq and is a predicted model, not a curated record.
AUGUCAACUGCGACGAGCGGGGCCGUGGCGACGUCGACGCGGCCGCGUGUCCUUGUGGCUGCGUCCGGCAGCGUCGCGACGAUCAAGGUGCCGGAACUGGUCGUGAAGCUUGCAGAAUAUGCAGAGGUGCAAGUGGUGCUGACCAAGUCGGCCGACUUUUUUCUCCCCAAGGCCGCUGCGUACAACCCAACGAUGUUUGCGGCGUUCGAAGCACUUGGCGUCACGAUCCACCGCGACGAAGAUGAGUGGAACGCGUGGAACGUCAUUGGUGACCCCAUUCUUCACAUCCAAUUGCGGGACUGGGCGGAUGUGUGUGUUGUCGCGCCACUCUCGGCCAACUCAAUGGCGAAGCUCGCGAACGGCCUCUGCGACAACCUCUUGUCGUGCGUCGUGCGGGCGUGGUCGCAGUCCAAGCCGCUACUUGUGGCGCCGGCCAUGAACACACAAAUGUGGACACACCCAUGCACCGCCAAACACGUCCAGAUUCUCCAAGACGACUUUGGCUAUCGUGUGAUCCCGCCCGUGAGCAAGAUGCUGGCGUGCGGCGAGACAGGCAAUGGCGCGCUCGCGGCAAUCGAUGACAUUGUAACCCAUGUGCGUCGCACGAUCUAG